Drosophila melanogaster (fruit fly) is the source of this 631-nucleotide messenger RNA. RefSeq names its product Insulin-like peptide 1 (gene Ilp1). Lineage: Eukaryota; Metazoa; Arthropoda; Insecta; Diptera; Drosophilidae. The record is from RefSeq and is marked reviewed. The coding region runs from base 15 to 479 and encodes 154 amino acids. Gene Ontology annotation, molecular function: hormone activity. The transcript has a single exon. Gene Ontology annotation, cellular component: extracellular region.
ACUGCAUAUCCAAGAUGUUUAGCCAGCACAACGGUGCAGCAGUACAUGGCCUUCGGCUCCAGUCGCUGCUCAUCGCAGCCAUGCUCACCGCUGCAAUGGCAAUGGUCACGCCGACUGGCAGUGGUCACCAGUUGCUGCCCCCCGGAAACCACAAACUCUGCGGCCCCGCACUGUCCGAUGCCAUGGAUGUGGUGUGUCCCCAUGGCUUUAAUACGCUGCCAAGGAAACGUGAAAGCUUGCUGGGCAACAGCGACGACGACGAGGACACGGAGCAGGAGGUGCAGGAUGAUAGCAGCAUGUGGCAGACACUGGACGGGGCAGGAUACUCUUUUAGUCCACUGCUAACCAAUCUGUACGGAUCCGAGGUCCUGAUCAAGAUGCGUCGCCACAGGAGACACCUGACCGGUGGCGUCUACGACGAGUGCUGCGUCAAGACCUGCAGCUACUUGGAGUUAGCCAUCUACUGUCUACCGAAAUAGGACACUUGGCCAACACACACACAUUCAUUACCCAGCAUGCAUACACAUACAUACAUACAUACGAACACUUGAACAUGGCAUUCCCACAUACAUACUAUAUGUACACCCGUUCUCCUAACAGCAUUCGUAAUCCAAUUCGUAAUCACUUAUUU